AUGGCGUCCUUUCAAGGUCUCAGUGCUCUGAGGUCUAUCUCCAAUGAGAGCGAAAAGUACGGCAAGCCGAAACACAAGGUGGUAAAGCCUAUAUUGAAGAAGUUAUCACAAUCGGAAAAGAGCUCGAUAGAUUUGGAUCGCAGCUGGGAAGAGCAGGAUGAGCAAUACCGAAGCGACGUAUGGGGCGGUUCGUCAUUCUAUGAGUCGGGUGCCCUUCGAAGCGGCUCCUCUAAAGAUGUGAGCUUUGCCUAUACAGAAGCAUCUGGAGGCGGCGGGCGGCGAUACCAUCAUUCGCGUUCAAUCAGUGGCAACAGCCAUAUCUCGGUUGCGACAUCCGCCAGCGGGAGUGGUUUGGCAAUCCGAAAUGGUACAACAUUUGUACACCCAUUCCAGCAGAUGCCUCUGCGCACUGCGACCCCUCCUCUGACCAUGCCAUACGCAAAUUCGCUGGCUUCCUUUGCUGACCGCGAUUAUUCGCCCACAAUUACCGAGGACGACGACAGCUACGACGUCGAUCCCAUCUCCAGCCAUAUCAGCCUAAGCUUACACAACCAUAGCAACAGCAAUAGCAACAGCAAUGGCAAUAACACGCAUAACAGCAGCCACAACCAGAGCAGCAAUACUCACUCUCAACAACACCAACAUCAUUCCCCCACAGCGAACUCAAAUCCACAGGCCUGCUCACAACCGACUCUGAUAAGCCCCAGUUCCCAGCCGCAACGCCCAUCGCUCGCCAGUCAACGGACCUCAUCUUACUCGGAUAGCACAAAAUCACAUGCACAUUCGCAUGCGCAUUCAACUCCAAACUCGCAUGCGCAUGCACCUUUGCGUGUCAACACCGGAAUGCGAUCCAUGUCAACCACGCCUGCAACAUCCUCUCGCCUCGCACAUGUAUCCAGCCAGUCUGAACUCAACCUGUACCUGGACGAAGACUCUUCGGGCUCAACGAAUGUACCGACUUCGAAGCAACGGAAGAACCCAGUUGCCUCCCCCACAAGCCCUGUAGCAUCCAUGUCGCCAUUCUCAAGAACGUCCUUUGAAGCCGUUGGCUUCCCUCGUCUUCGCGCCAAAUCCGACCUCGACACGGCUACAAGAGCCGAGCACCUCCGCGAGGCCAGGCGAAAAAUACAAGCCAAACAACAGGCCAAAGAAGAAAGAUACGCGCGGCAAGAAAUCAAGCAGAGAGAGCGUGCGGAUAACAAGCGGGCACAAGAGGCUGAGAGACGAGCUGCUGCCAUGCGGAAAGAAGCCGACACAGCGCGGCGGCUCGAAGAAAUUGCUGCUUUGGCCGAAGCUAUGCCACCCAACAGUAAACAUAACAGAAAGCCGAGCUCGACUAGCAGCGGUCGACCAAGUAUGUCUCGUGUACAGCACGUCGUCGAGAACGAAAAGGUCGCGAACAGUAACUAUGACACAAUGCAGAAUCAGAGCCCGCCCGCAUUUGGUAGCCAGGCAGGUGGUUCUGCUCGUCAUGUCUCGUUCCAAUCAUCCAGGCGAACCAAAACCGCAAAGCGCAAAACUCACGGCGCCUGGACCUCUUUUAUUCUCUGGCUCAGGACAAGAUUGCUCCGCAUGAGCGGGUAA
This is a messenger RNA of Truncatella angustata, 1584 nucleotides long. RefSeq lists its product as uncharacterized. The transcript has a single exon. The coding region runs from base 1 to 1584 and encodes 527 amino acids. Lineage: Eukaryota; Fungi; Ascomycota; Sordariomycetes; Amphisphaeriales; Sporocadaceae. The record is from RefSeq and is a predicted model, not a curated record.